Phlebotomus argentipes is the source of this 1558-nucleotide messenger RNA. Its product is annotated as insulin-like growth factor-binding protein complex acid labile subunit. Bases 19 to 1158 code for a protein of 379 amino acids. The record is from RefSeq and is a predicted model, not a curated record. The transcript is spliced from 2 exons. NCBI's taxonomy places the organism in Eukaryota, Metazoa, Arthropoda, Insecta, Diptera, Psychodidae.
CUCAGUGUCGGCGAAAACAUGAGGAAAGGUGCGAGUCUGGUUUUCAUUCUGUGCCAAUUGCCAAUAUUCUCUCCUCUCAUCACAGAACAUGUUGCAACUAAUAUCAUAGACUUGCAGAACUAUAUUGAAAAGGAGAGCAUUUCAAGGGAUUCUAUGGAUUUGGACUUUUCUAAAAAUCUCAUUCAAAACGUUGAUCCAAAAAUUUUUACUGAAUUUCCUACACUUGUUAAAGUAAGAUUCGAUAAUAACACAAAAUUUCAACCAAAGGAUGAAAAUGGUCCGAUUCUGUUUAGUCAAACUCUACUUGAAUUCAGUUGCAAUUUUUGCAAUAUUACAAAAAUCGGCGAGAGAACUUUCAGUGAAAUGCCAGAGUUGAAAAUUUUGAGUUUGACGAGAAAUCAUAUGAAGAGGAUUGAAGAGAGAGCUUUCGCCAAUAAUACAAAGCUCACAGAUUUAACACUCGAUGACAAUGAAUUGGAGGAAUUGCCGGAAAAGUUACUGGAAAAUCUGGCUGUGAAAUCACUCAACAUCAACAAUAAUAGUUGUUACAAAUUUCCCGAAGCGAAACCCUUCCUAAUUAGCAAAAGUUUGGAGAAUUUCAUGUGCAUAUCAUGUAAUAUCACUGAGAUAUAUGAGAAAACCUUCUCCGAAACGCCAAAUCUGCGCAAAAUUCAACUGCAGAACAACCUUAUUCAUCGUAUUGAUGAACGGGCCUUUGUGGGCUUGUCACAGUUAGAAGUUCGCGUGGGAUUAGAUAUUGUGAAAAAUCUACCGCUGCAGCUCAAGAAGGAGUUCUAUGUUGAUCAAGAUUCUGACCCUAAAGACAUCACAACACUCUAUUGGAAGCCGAAAAGCACUAAACAAUGCAGGAAUUUAAGUGACUUUCUUGAGGAAAUCUCUAAGAUGUCAGUUAAAAAUUCUUCACCAAGGAAUUCAACAACUUCCACGACAGAACAAGCAAUAAUUGAGGAAGAAAGUGUAAAUCCAACACUGCUGGAUGCUCUCAUUGCAAUGUAUUUAGUGAUUUGUAUGGUACUUGAAGGUGUUUUGGCCACAGUCGUAAGUCUCUACCUCGCCAAGAUUCUGAGAUCAAAGUCAAAGGAGUUUGACUAUUCAAGUUCAGUGCUGAAUCCAAGUGAUAUUUAUAAAAUUCAUUGAAUAAAGACAAUGUGAAUGAAAAAUAAAUGCAACCAAUUUUAUUAUAAUCAUCCGUACAUGGCAAUUAAAAAUUAUAGGAUUUCACAUAAAAUGUCACUCUGUUAGACCGAAAAUAUCACAAAAUCGUUUAACAAAAAUACGGCAGGGAUCGUCAUAAUGUCUUUUCAGUAAAAUUUCAGCAAUCUUCUCAGCAAUCUUAGCUGAACAGAUUUCUUUAGCUAUGGAUAUAUUUAGUUGCUGAAGUGUCAUGUACUUUUGAAAAUCAAUUUCAUUCAUUACUCUGUCUGAAGACACAACAUUGAUCAUCUAUACCUAAACCGUCUAAAUCCUAGUCUUAAUCGCAUUAAGUCCUGAAAUCCAAAAGUCCAUAUAAAGCUCAAUAUGUAGAUUCCCAUAUUUA